AUGUCUAUCACUCUCGGCCAGUACAUUUUCGAAAGAAUGAACCAGCUCCACGUUAAAACAAUCUUCGGGGUGCCUGGUGACUUCAACUUGCUACUUUUAGACUAUAUAUCCAAGGUUCCAGGCAUGAGAUGGGCCGGGAACGCCAACGAACUCAAUGCCGCCUACGCCGCUGACGGCUAUUCCCGUGUGACUCGCUUGGGCUGUAUUGUCACCACAUUCGGUGUCGGCGAAUUGUCCGCGUUGAAUGGGAUUGCCGGUGCCUAUGCAGAACAGGUUGGCCUCGUACAUAUCGCUGGGGUGCCGGCCACGUCGUCCCAAAACAAUAGGUUGUUGUUGCAUCACACCUUGGGUAACGGAGACUUUACCGUUUACAGAAAGAUAAAGAUGUCUGCUCACUUACUGAAUGUCAACGUGAUGUUAAAAGACAUCACCACCGCUCCGUCUGAAAUUGACAGAUGUAUCAGAGAGGCCUACAUCCACCAAAGACCUGUUUACAUAGGCUUGCCAACCAACUUGGUGGACAUAGAAGUCCCACGUUCGUUGUUAGACACCGAAAUUGACUUGACCCUUCCAGAAACUAAUGCUGCCGCCGAAGAAGAGGUGGUUUCCAGAGUCUUGGACUUGAUCAAAGGUGCCGAUAAUCCAAUUAUCAUCGUGGAUGCUUGCUGUGCCAGACACGGCUGCCGCGGUGAAGCGCAAAAAUUGAUCGAAUUGACCCAAUUCCCAACCUUCACCACUCCUAUGGGGAAAGGUGCAGUUAACGAAAGUCACCCAAGAUUUGGCGGUGUCUAUCUCGGGGACUUGUCGUCUCCCGACGUCAAGGAAUUUGUUAACAACAAGGCCGAUUUGAUCAUCUCGCUUGGCGCGGUCUUGUCUGAUUUCAACACCGGUGCGUUUACACACCGUUUUUCCACAAACGAUCUCAUUGAGGUCCACAGUGACUACACCAAGAUCAGGAACGCCACCUACGAGAGAAUCCAGAUGAAGCAUGUGUUGAACACGUUGUUAGGAAAAAUCGGUAGCGCUAUCAAGGACUACAAGCCGGUCGAGUUACACUUUCCCAGUUUGAAACAGAAGAUACCUUCUGCUAGCGGGACAGGGAAAGUGUCCCAGGAGUACUUGUGGAAGGCUGUCGCAAAAUUUUUCCGCGAGGAUGAUAUCGUUAUUACCGAAACCGGCACUUCAUCCUUCGGGAUUGUGCAAUCAAAGUUCCCUAAUGAAACAUUGGGAAUCUCCCAGGUUUUGUGGGGGUCCAUUGGCUACACUGUUGGUGCCACUUUAGGGGCUUUGAUGGCGGCUGAAGAAUCUAAAAAGCCAUCCCGCAGAGUGAUUCUCUUUAUCGGCGAUGGUUCCUUGCAGCUCACCGUCCAAGAGAUCUCCACCAUGUGUAAAUGGAACUUGAAACCAUACUUGUUUGUUUUGAACAACAACGGAUACACGAUCGAAAGAUUAAUCCACGGCGAGAAGGCCUCGUACAAUGAUGUCCAACCAUGGAAACACUUGAAGCUCUUGGAUCUCUUUAACGCCCAAGACUACGAAAACAUCACCGUCAAUACGGACAAAGAGUUAGACGAGCUCUUUACGGACCAGAAGUUUGCCAAGAACGACAAGAUCCGUAUGAUUGAGCUUCACUUGGAAGAAAUGGAUGCGCCAAUCAGUUUGAUCGAGCAGGCCAACAAAACCUCCCAGACCAACGCCUCAUAA
Molecule: messenger RNA, 1704 nt
Organism: Babjeviella inositovora NRRL Y-12698
Lineage: Eukaryota; Fungi; Ascomycota; Pichiomycetes; Serinales
Gene: PDC11
Product: indolepyruvate decarboxylase 1
Exons: 2
Coding region: 1-1704 (567 amino acids)
Molecular function (GO): carboxy-lyase activity; magnesium ion binding; thiamine pyrophosphate binding
Source: RefSeq, a predicted model, not a curated record